AUGAGCGCAUCCUCCGCCGUCGCCAGGAGAGCGGCCGCCCGGAGCCCCCUGCUAGCCAGGAACCUUCGACACAUCUCGCCGGCCCUCAUCUCGCGCCAUGUCGGCAGGCAGUCGCAGGUGCCGGCGCUGGCGCUGCUGAUACCGAUGCGCCAUGCCAGCACCGAGCACCACCGGUCGGACGCGCAAAGCGGGCCCCCGCCCGGGUUCAACGUCGAGCAGGCUAAGAGGCCGCUGCCCAAGGACGACAAGCCGGCCGAGAAGAAGCCCGAGACGAGCGCCGACAUGACCAAGGCGGAGGCGGCCAUGGCGGACCUCGCGGCCAAGAAGGGCGACGCGGCGGAGAAGCAGGAGGUGGCCAAGGCGGACAAGGAGGACAAGAAGCUGACGCUGUGGCAAAAGGUGAAGAAGGAGGCGCAGCACUACUGGGACGGCACCAAGCUGCUCGGGGCCGAGAUCAAGAUCAGCUGGCGGCUGGCGCUCAAGAUGGCGGCGGGCUACGACCUGACGCGGCGCGAGCACAAGCAGCUGCAGCGGACGGUGCAGGACCUGGGCCGGCUCGUGCCCUUUUCCGUCUUCAUCAUCGUGCCGCUGGGCGAGGCGCUGCUGCCGCUGGCGCUCAAGCUGUUCCCCAACAUGCUGCCGAGCACGUACGAGGGCCAAAAGUCAAAGGACGCCAAGGCCAGCCUGCUGCGGUCGACGCGCAAGGAGGUCAGCACGUUCCUGCGGCAGACGCUCAAGGAGACGGGCCUGCCGCUGAGCCCGGCGACGGCGCAGAAGGAGGAGUUUGCCAACUUCUUCCGCAAGGUGCGGUCAACGGGCGAGGCGCCGACGGCCGAGGACGUCAUCAAGGUGUGCAAGAUCUUCCGGGACGACCUGACGCUCGACAACCUGUCGCGGCCGCAGCUCGUGUCCAUGUGCAAGUACAUGAACCUCAACACGUUUGGCACGGACAUGAUGCUGCGGUACCAGGUGCGGCACCGGAUGCGGCAGAUCAAGCGCGACGACAAGGCCAUCAGCUUCGAGGGCGUCGACAGCCUGACCGUGUUGGAGCUGCAGCUGGCGUGCGCGGCGCGCGGCAUCCGCACGCACAGCGUGUCGCCGGCGCGGAUGCGGACGGACCUGCAGAGCUGGCUGGACCUGCGCCUGCGCAAGGGCGUGCCGUCGACGCUGCUGGUGCUCAGCAACGCCUACAUGUACGGGCAGGGGUCGGGCGAGGGCUCGAGCCAGAUCGACGCGCUGACGGGCGUGCUGUCGUCGAUCCCCGAGGAGCUGUUCCACGAGAUUGAGCUCGAGGUGCACAACGCCGAGGGCGCCGCCACCAACAAGCAGCGCCUCGAGGUGCUGCGCGAGCAGCAGGAGCUCAUCGAGGAGGAGAACGAGCAGAACGAGGAGAGCCAGAGCACGGGCAUGGCGACGCCGCGCGACGUCGACGACAUUGACGAGAAGGAGGAGCGCCAGAUGACGGCCGAGGCGGCGGGCGUCGAAAAGUCGACGGCGGGCGAGAUGGUCGAGGCCGAGCGGGAGCAGGCCCAGGCUGCCGAGGAGGCGCCCAAGAAGCCCGGCGAGCAGCAGAAGCCCUGA
Messenger RNA from Purpureocillium lilacinum, 1581 nucleotides. RefSeq lists its product as uncharacterized. The record is from RefSeq and is a predicted model, not a curated record. Lineage: Eukaryota; Fungi; Ascomycota; Sordariomycetes; Hypocreales; Ophiocordycipitaceae. Gene Ontology annotation, biological process: intracellular monoatomic cation homeostasis. Gene Ontology annotation, molecular function: ribosome binding. Gene Ontology annotation, cellular component: mitochondrial inner membrane.